Nelumbo nucifera (sacred lotus) is the source of this 1129-nucleotide messenger RNA. NCBI's taxonomy places the organism in Eukaryota, Viridiplantae, Streptophyta, Magnoliopsida, Proteales, Nelumbonaceae. The record is from RefSeq and is a predicted model, not a curated record.
UUUCCUCGAUUCUUAUUCAAAGAUGAACGUUACUCGUCUAAUGAAACACUCGAGAGAGAGAAAGAGAGAGAGAGACGUUGACUUCUAAACCCUCCACCUCCACCUCCAGGCUCCAUAGAUUUAUUAAUAAAAAGGUGACCUCCGUCUACCUUCUCUUUCCUUCACCUCAAAUGCAUCUCUCUCUCUCUCUCAAGGCGGCAAAGCCAUGUUACCGUUGACAUUCCAAAGCUUUGACUAUCCAAAUAAACACCGCCCCUCAACUUAGCCAUGGCUGACCAAAAUGCUUUUAAUCUGAUCCCUCUCUCACAGUUGAGAACUUCUGCAGUGACCCCUUCAGUUCAAUCCCAUCACCAUCUGGAGAUGAACAACAGCACCGUAGAACCUCCUAGUAGUGGGCUGCUAGACAGCAAGAACAUUGGUGGGUUCGGCUAUGGAAUUGGAGUCUCCGUCGGCAUCCUCCUCCUCAUCACCACCAUCACUCUUGCUUCCUACUUCUGCACCCGCAAUCAGAUGCCCUCCGACCAGCCCCAACAGAGCUCCGCUCAACCCUCCAACCAACACACGAUCAUCACCAUCGAAGAAGGCGUCGACGAGGCCACCCUCCUCAGCUACCCCAAGCUCCUCUACUCCCAAGCCAAGCUUCGCAACAAGGAUACCACGGCCUCCUGCUGCUCCAUCUGCUUAGCAGAUUACAAGAACACCGACGUGCUCCGGCUUCUUCCCGGCUGCAGCCACCUCUUUCAUCUCAAGUGCGUCGACCCAUGGUUACGGCUGCACCCCACCUGUCCUGUCUGUCGUACAUCACCGAUCCCAACUCCCCUCUCGACUCCUCUUGCCGAGGUUGUCCCGUUGGCCGGCAGCCGGCGUUGAAUAAAAUCAAUAUAGGUAUACAUACAUAUACAGGUUCAAACUUCAAACCCAAGGUUUGCUUGCUAUCAUCUGUACACUCUUUGCAAUUAAUCUCUACCAAUUCCUGGGGCUAUAACCUUCUGGUAGAGAUCCGAUUAACAAUUCUUUUUUCUUUUCGUUUUCUUUUUCUCUUUUUUUUUCCCUUACAUUCAUGUAAGUUUUGCAUCUGUUUUACUAUCAAAUACAAUCAAUAGGAAUUGGUGCAUUUCAUUUAAGAAUA